AUGCCUCCUCAGGGUGCCCGAGACCGUGAACUGCACCGUCACUAUCAGCCAUGGCUCGACACUUUCAUCAGCACAAUCGAGGCGACUGCCAUCAAUCCGCCCCCUGGCCAUUCUGAUUCGCACAAGCCGCGCUCGUCGCGAGAUAAAUCCUUAACAGCAUUUGCGCAGCUGGGCUGUCUGCGUUUAAACGCGAAAAGAGGCGUGGUCACCCUGAUUGAUUCUGAAAAGCAAUAUAUCGUUGCUGAGGCCACAAAGUCUCUUUCUCUUCUCAACGAUGCCCAACACAAUCCCGGCGAUGGGCUAUAUUUUGGCAAUGCCUUCGUCGCCCGCUCUCAAGGUAUUUCCCAGGAUGCCCUGUUUCCUGAAACAUGCACCGUCAGCGGCCCGGAUGGCUCAUGCUUUUCUGCUCCGGCUCUCAUCAUCAAUGACAUUGCUGAACACCCUAUUUACAAGACAAGAGGCUAUGCUGGCACUGGUGUCAACUUCUAUUGCGGCGUGCCGUUGAAGACUCGCCUUGGACAUGUGAUUGGCGUCUACAACGUGACCGAUGAUAAGCCCCGAACGGGCCUUUCCCCUGACGAGCUCCAUUUUAUGGUCGACAUGGCCACUAUCGUGGUUGACCAUCUUGAAGUUGUCAAGAAUAAUCGUGCCCGCGCCAGAGGAGAGCGCCUCAUCCAUGGCAUUGGCAAAUUUAUCGAGGGGCGAACCACCCACGCUGACGAGAAUCCAGAGGAGACGCCUCACCACGCACCAAAUUCAGACGUCCCGGUGAGCAAGAAUCAGCAGAUUGAAACUCCCCAGAGAAAGAUUUUGCAAUCCUGGGUUUCAGAAGAGGUUGUCCCAUCUUUCAAGGGAAUGAGGGUUGGUGAUGCAAAUGUUCCUCACAGCGACCACAAGCGUUCUCCGCCUGAAUGCUUCAACCCUCGACCACAGCAUCGUCGUGGUAGCAGUCACAGUGCCCUUCCAACAAGGCGAGCUUCUCUUCCUUCAUCGAAAGUUGCAUACUCCGAGCACCAGCAAAACGUUGCGUCGAAAAAAUCCCAGCCGAACGCCAAGGAGAAAGCCAUACAUGACUACUACCGUGUCUUUGAUCGAGCUGCUACUAUUCUCAGGUAUUGUUUGGCUGCGGAGGGUGUUGCCUUCCUGGACGCAAGUUCUGCAAAUUUAAGUUCCGGUUCCACUGCUCUCAUUGAUACCAACUCACAUCCUACCGCGAGACAUUCCAGGGGUCGACCGAGACCCAAUCUACAUCAUGCAGGCGAUGGAACCCACCAGCAGAAAACUCAUGAAGUCGAAACUACCCCCGAACCCACCUCUCAUGAAUCAAGCGAUUCUGCUUCUGCCUCUAUAGACCCACACCAGAACGAUCGCUCCACGGCUUCGUCUAACAGAAGUAAGAAAUGCCAGGUAUUGGGGAAGUCGGGAAAAAUGGGUGCCAUCGAAAUGUCAGAACGUCUCUUUCGGCGUUGCGUACGCCGCCACCCUGGGGGGAGGUGUUUCAGCUUCGAUAAAAGCGGUAACCUAGCGUCUAGCGAUGAAAGCUCUGAGUCAGCUACCGGUACCGUCACCAGUGAUGCGGCGGCCGGUUCAAACACAUCGACACAGGUCCCCAGUCUAGCCCGUUCUCGACCUAAUGCUCUGCUGAAAUCAUUUCCUGGCGCAAGAAACAUUGUGUUGCUGCCACUCUGGGACUUCGCGAAAGAGAGAUGGCAUUCGGGACUGGUUAUCUGGUCGAAUGAUCCAGCAAAGCUCGUUAACGUUGAUGACGACAUGGCCUACUUGAAAGCAUUCAGUAACGCCGUCAUGAAUGAGGUAAAUCGCAUCAAUCUUGCCUUGUCUGAUACUGCAAAGGCCACUUUCCUCGCCAGCAUCUCCCACGAGCUACGCUCGCCUUUACAUGGCAUUUUGGGCAGUAUUGAGUUUCUACAUGAUACUCCUAUGGACGAUUUUCAAGCCAGUAUGCUCAUCUCUGCUGAAACCUGUGGGAAAACCCUUCUCGAUACUGUCAAUCAUGUCUUGGACUACGCAAAAAUCAACAACUUGGCCAAGCACAACUCUCGUCAUCUCGGUCACCCCCGGAACCAAGGGAAUCCUCAGGCUUCGAGUUCAGAUAGCAGUUUGACCAGCUGUUUCAACUUAGCGUCUGUCGUGGAAGAAGUCGUCGAGGCUAUAUAUGCUGGCCAAGUCUUCCGCUCAGUUCAAGCCGAUGUUAUAGAAGGGAGGGGAAGCAGUCAUUCCUCGAGUGAACGCAUUGUCCGCGACCGCAGUCGUUUAAAUGACAACGAUCCCCAGGUAUCGAUGGGAAACCAACACCCCGUAAAAGUUACCCUCCAAAUCGAGAAUCACACCAACUGGAACGUAAAGUCACAACCUGGCGCGGUUCGGCGUGUGGUUACGAAUAUUCUGGGCAACGCUCUGAAAUACACAAACUCAGGCAGCAUCAACGUUUCGCUCAAGCCGGGAAACUCUCUUGAGAAAGACGCCUCUCAUUUACACGUCCUGCUGUCUGUUGCAGACACUGGAAUGGGAAUGUCUGGUGAGUAUGUCAAAAAUCAUGCCUUCACAGCCUUCUCUCAAGAGAACGCUUUGUCCAGUGGAACUGGGCUUGGACUGAGUAUCGUUCGUCAAAUUGUGGAUUCUCUUGGUGGGCAGAUUCAUCUUAGCAGUGAAAAGAAUGUUGGUACCGAUCUUGAGAUUUCACUUAGCCUUCCACGCGCUGGCAAUGCCCAACUUGACGACCCGAGUGGCCAAACCCUAGCGCAGCUGCGAGUAAAGACCAAAGGCCUCAAAUUGUGCAUCCUUGAGCCUCCCUUGAAAGAGACAAACGCUCUGAAUGACCCCGUGCGAGGCAUAUCGAAGAUGCCGACUGUGCCAGACUCAGUCAAACAAAUGCUGGCCACCUGGUUCGAGAUGAAUAUCGCCACCGCACCAAGCAUGCAAGGUGCCUCUCCGAACUUUUUCAUGUACCUCGAGCCUCCUCCAAUUGAGUGGUUGAUAGAAUGCCAUGGUAAUCCCGAUUCCGACGCGGAAGUCCCGGUUUUGAUCGUUUGCACGAAUGCCUUUGAGGCCGCGAGUCUUCGCUCCAAGGGCAUACAUCUGCUGACAGACAUUGGUAGGAUCAUCGAAGUGAUCCCUCAGCCACUUGGGCCACAAAAAAUGGCCAGUGCAUUACUACGAUGUAUGCAGCGGCUGAAAUUAUUGAAAGACCCUGACGUUCGGCACUCCACAGCGCAUGUUCCUAUGACCGCAAGCCAGCAGAAUAUUGAUCAUACUUCAGCUGAAGCUACUCAAGGUUCGCGUAUCUCCCAAGGCCAACCAGCCGAAAAUCUGGAACGUCGUAACCAGAUUGCUCGCCAGCUGAUCGGUCAACCGAGGGCACAAGAGAGAGCUUUUCCAGAUUUUGAUCAGAGGCUUGAAACUACUUUGGAAGUCGGCAGUGUCCCUGACGCAGUCACCAAGGACGGAGAGAAUUAUUUGCCACAUGUUUUAGUUGUUGACGACAAUCACAUAAAUCUGAUUCUUCUUGUGGCUUUUGUGAGGAGGACCAAGCAUCCGUUCGAGAGUGCUGUUGACGGCUCGGAAGCUUUGACAGCUUAUAAGAGGAGUGCAAUUGAAAACGAAGGCGCCAGUAGGUUCAAAUACAUUCUGAUGGACAUUUCGAUGCCUGUCAUGGAUGGGAUUGCUUCCACCAAAGCAAUACGACAAUUCGAGAGAGAUAAGAGGAUUGAAUCACCUGCCACUAUCAUCGCUCUGACCGGCCUAGGUGACCAGAACGCUCAACAAGACGCCUUUCAUGCCGGGUUCGACCAAUUUCUGUCAAAACCCAUCGUAAGUCCAUUCGUCUUUGUGAAGCGUGCACAGAUGCUAACAUAUGAUUAG
Molecule: messenger RNA, 3879 nt
Organism: Exophiala aquamarina CBS 119918
Lineage: Eukaryota; Fungi; Ascomycota; Eurotiomycetes; Chaetothyriales; Herpotrichiellaceae
Exons: 1
Coding region: 1-3879 (1292 amino acids)
Biological process (GO): phosphorelay signal transduction system; phosphorylation
Molecular function (GO): phosphorelay sensor kinase activity
Source: RefSeq, a predicted model, not a curated record